Molecule: messenger RNA, 2047 nt
Organism: Ziziphus jujuba (common jujube)
Lineage: Eukaryota; Viridiplantae; Streptophyta; Magnoliopsida; Rosales; Rhamnaceae
Product: lysine histidine transporter-like 6
Exons: 8
Coding region: 495-1811 (438 amino acids)
Cellular component (GO): plasma membrane
Source: RefSeq, a predicted model, not a curated record
AUUUUCUUUGCACGAAGGAGUUUUCUGAUUCCUUGGCCUGGAAAAAUACUGCAGUAACCCACAAUCUUGCCAAUGAAUUAGUAAUUUCCAACAAUACACGAUAUAGGAAAUCAAGAGUCCUAUUCUAACCCUUACACAUCACCCUCUACAAUCUAUAAUAGCAAUAGGAGUUUAAGUUCCUUUAGCCACAUACAUGGAAAAAGGAUUUUGCCACUUGAUCUGCCACUUUUACAGCAUGCCUUUUUUAUAUUUUCUUCCUAAUAAGUUGGUACGAAUCUUCAAUAAGUAAACAUUCCCAAAAGGAGGAACAAGAAAAAUAUAAUGGAGAAGUGGGGCUAAGAAAUGUACAUAUCCCACUUUUCCCACCAUAUUCCUUCUACCACUUCACCAUCACCAACUACUAUAUGGGGUACCUAUAAACAUAAUGAUCAUCAUUGAACAUCCACAUUGAAACUGUCUUUUGCAUUCGUCUAUACCAAAAGUUAGAGAAAAAAAUGAUUUCAGCUGCUUCUCCUCCUUUAAAGCAAGAAGUUGUUUCAGACAGCAAAUGGACGGAGGAAAACGCCUCUCGCCGAGCCAAAUGGUGGUACUCCACCUUUCAUACAGUCACUGCUAUGAUAGGCGCUGGCGUCCUCAGCCUCCCUUAUGCCAUGGCCUACUUGGGAUGGGGUCCAGGGAUUAUGGUAUUGGUAAUAUCAUGGUGCAUGACCUUGAACACAAUGUGGCAGAUGAUCCAACUUCAUGAAUGUGUUCCAGGGACUCGGUUUGAUAGAUACAUAGACCUUGGUCGACAUGCUUUUGGGGAAAAACUGGGACCUUGGAUUGUUCUUCCACAGCAAUUGAUAGUCCAGGUUGGGUGUGAUAUUGUGUAUAUGGUCACUGGUGGCAAGUGUCUAAAGAAAUUCAUGGAAUUGGCCUGUGUCAGUUGUACACCAAUCAGGCAAUCCUACUGGAUUUUGAUGUUUGGUGGUCUGCAGUUCUUCCUCUCACAGCUUCCCAACUUCAAUUCUGUUGCUGGUGUGUCACUUGCAGCAGCCGUUAUGUCCCUAAGUUAUUCAACUAUAGCAUGGGCAGGUUGUUUAAGCAAAGGUCAGGUUGACAAUGUGAGCUAUGCAUAUAAAAAUACCAGUGUAGCAGACAGCAUUUUUCGUGUAUUCAAUUCAUUGGGCCAAAUUUCCUUUGCAUUUGCUGGGCAUGCAGUGGCCCUGGAAAUCCAGGCCACAAUUCCAUCAACACCAGAGAAACCUUCAAAAAUUUCAAUGUGGAAAGGGGCAAUGGGAGCUUAUUUUAUUAAUGCAAUAUGUUAUUUCCCAGUGGCAUUUAUUGGGUAUUGGGCGUUUGGCCAAGAUGUUAGUGAUAAUAUUAUUAUGGAUCUUAAAAGACCUGAAUGGCUCAUUGCCUCUGCAAACUUGAUGGUGGUCAUCCAUGUCAUUGGCAGCUAUCAGGUAUAUGCUAUGCCUGUGUUUGGUUUGUUGGAGAGGAUGAUGGUAAAAAGAUUAAACUUCCCACCUGGAAUUGUACUUAGACUCGUUGCUCGAUCAGCUUUCGUUGCAUUUACAUUAUUCAUUGGAGUCACCUUCCCCUUUUUUGGAGAUCUUCUUGGUUUCUUUGGUGGUUUUGGUUUUGCUCCCACUUCAUAUUUUCUUCCUAGCAUCAUUUGGCUUAUACUUAUGAAACCAAAACGAUUCAGCACAAAGUGGUUUAUCAACUGGACUUGCAUAUACAUCGGAGUGUUCAUAAUGUUGGCAUCCACAAUUGGUGGCUUGCGGAAUAUCGUCACUGAUGCAUCCACUUAUAGUUUCUACACAUGAAGAAUUACUCAUCAUCCAUCAACAAUAAUCUUAUUAUUUAUUGGAUGAGAAUUAUUGUUGAUCCAGUUGGUUUUAAUAUUAAAUUAAUACUGUCUUAAUUAUCAACCAAUUGUCUAUGAGUUAAGUCCUUCAAGCUGCAAUUAUUAAAUACACAAACUAAAUUCACACUCUGAAAAACCUUAAGCAGGAUAUCUCAUUUUCCGUACAUAUGGUCAUGGAAUUUACAUUUUACCUUU